Molecule: messenger RNA, 3864 nt
Organism: Cimex lectularius (bed bug)
Lineage: Eukaryota; Metazoa; Arthropoda; Insecta; Hemiptera; Cimicidae
Gene: brun
Product: protein brunelleschi
Exons: 21
Coding region: 203-3667 (1154 amino acids)
Cellular component (GO): trans-Golgi network
Source: RefSeq, a predicted model, not a curated record
ACCUCCUAUCUGAGUUUUCAUUGCUGUUGCAAUGUAUCAGUGAUAUGUAAAUUAUCUUUGUGUUUUCUCUGUAAAUAGGUUUUUUUAUAACCGGAUUGCUUCUUAUAUGUAAUUUUGCUGUAUUGCUAGUUCGCUAUUUUGUGCCCGAAGCAGGUAAAAUGUCCAUUGCUUGUUGAGCAUUCGUCAAAUUCAUCCAACACAAAUGAGAUCUGCUGUGAGUGUAAUUCUUUCAAGUCCCACUCAUGACCCAAACAUGUCAUAUCCAGACUUCGAGCAGACAUUUCACGACCAUGCAACCCUUUUGGUCCUUGUAAAACACUUGGGUGAAGAACUUGAACCGCAUCGAUUUUCAAAGGUGUACGAUAGAAUCAAAAAGAUCAACAAUGUAAAGAUCGUGGACAAGCUUGGCGUACAGAGGACCAUUUGGGCAAAGUACAUCAGGGAUUAUCCAGUUGGAAACAACCUAUGGGGUGAUUUUCAGACCCACCGGAGGCUUCUUGGCCUUAUCACCGUUGGCAAGUGCCACACUGAAGCCGAGCUCAAUGAGAUCUGCCGUCAUCACGAGGUUUUGAAAGUCAGGUAUACUGGUACGCUCUAUGACUCCCGCUGCAUAGUCUUUGGUGUCAAUCAUGGACCUAACACCCCUACUUUUACUCCGGCUUCCAACUUUAACGUUACCGCGCUUUAUUAUGCGAACGACGGGGAAGAUAGUGCGGCACUGGAAUCUCAAAUCACUGAUUUUCUCACGUCAAUGUUUUGGGUUCUUGAAUGCAAACGCCACGAACGAAUCCGGGAAAAAAUAGAUAAAGUAUCACUGUUGCUAGCACCGUUUGAAAAGAAAGAAUUUGUAGGACAAGAUAUGGAUUCCAAUUUGAAUCGCAAAAGAUCUUUAGGCAGGAUUACCAAGCAUUUGGGUGAUCUCUGUUUACAAGCAGGACUCCCUGCUGAUUCCCUUUCUCAUUAUCAACAGGCGUCAAAUAUUCUAAGAUCCAUCAAUGAUCUACUCUGGCUUGGAAGCGCUUGUGAAGGUUUAACAGCUGCAUCAAUGUGUAUCCGGUACCCCGUCCCGUUCAAAACCCAGACAGUGCAGAGAAAUUCAUCACUGCAAGAAACAAACAAGAACAAGUAUAAACAGAACAAAGUUACUAGUGGAUUAGAAAUAUUAGAACCUUCUUCACUCCCGAUCAUUCCUCCUCCCAAUAACAUUUUGUCUAAUGAAGAUAUAUGUAAAUGUUGUAGACAAUCGAUAUUAUAUUACAGCCAGUGUUCUCAUGCCAGCGUUAUUGAAACAGAAGUACGUUUCAAAGCCGCGAGAGUAGCAGCAGAAUUCAAUAUGCCUUUGCAAGUAGCUUAUUUCUUGCAGAAUGUAAUUUUUAUAAAGCUUUCCCUACCAGAGGAUGAAAAAAUUAAGCAGUUUAACACACUUUCUGAGCUAUAUACUAAAAUAGGUUUUCAUAGAAAAGCUUCUUACUAUCAAAGGACAGCAGCUGCAAAAUACGUGUCUGCAAAGAAUCCGCAGACUAAUUGGGACGAGUGUUAUAACCUUAUGCUCAAAGCGCUUUCGGGCCAUAGGCUCUCUUUAGAUCCUUCAGAUUAUCCAGAAUCUGGUGAAAAUGGUUGGGGAAGUUUACAAAAGCAAGUUCUUCAGGAUGUUGUGACUGCUGCAAAUAGGGUCGGUCAUAGUUCUUUGGCGACUAGACAUAUGACACUCCUGUUGCAAGUCAUGUGGUCCCAGCUCUCACCCAAUGAGAGAGUAGAGGCUUCAUUACAACUUCAAAGCAUAGCUGCGCAGUGUGAAGGCUCACCGAUUCCACUAAUACUCGACUCAGGGCUGAUUAUACCACCUGCUAAUUUAAUUCACAUUCCUACUGUGGAGAGCUUUGUUGUCCACAAAUUACCACCUCCUUUUCAGCCUAUAAAGUUAGAAAAGAUCAAAGAAGACUACGGGCCAUUUUUAUUCACACCUUUAAAUUUUGGAUCUCUCGAAAGAAAAACAUCAUCGACAAAAGAGAAAAUUGCAAAAUUAAAUUACCUUUGGGUAGCAGAAGAAGAAUGCGAGGUUAAAUUAGAGUUGACAAACCCUCUUAAUUUUGAACUGGAAGUUUCAAACAUGAGGUUGUUGACUACAGGAGUCGUGUUUGAAACACUUCCGUACACGGUGACACUCCCUCCGGAAGUCGUCAGAUACCCUGUAGUAUUGGCAGGGACCCCUAAAGAAACAGGAGAACUGGAAAUUACAGGAUAUUCAACUCAUACUCUUGGAGUUAAAAGUAAUUGUAGGUUGAAAGCCUUAUCAAAAAUUCCACAAUCAAAAUUUGUGAUAGAAGUUGUCCCAGCUCUACCUUUGAUAGAGACUCAUGUAAAAUUAGGGAAUGAAGUUAUUCAAGACCAGUCAGGAUCUUGUAUUUCACUAUUAGCUGGUGAAAGCACUGAAUGUGAACUUGUGAUUCACAAUUUAGGUAAAGGUGAUAUUGACAUAAUCGAGAUCAGUAUUGAUUCGACUGCAGAGCAAAAUAUUCUUACAUACGAUGCAUCAAACCUGCAAAGCAUGCUACCUUUAGCAGAAGGUAGCACUAUGGUGCUACCGCUUAGAGUUUUUGCAGCAGCAAAUUUUGUAAACACCUUUCCACCAGAUGGUACGAGCAUGAGAAGCAGCCUGUUCUCUGGAAAUAGUUCUUUUCCAUCAUUACAGAGCUAUAAGCCAGGUGGCGAUAGGUUGACAACUCCCACACCGUCUUUCAGAUCUGGUCCUAGCAGUCUCAACUCUCUUAGCUCACAAUUUACUAGACCAGUAAUAGCAAAUAUGAUCAAGAAUGUUAACUGUCGAAUCAAAAUAAGAUACUCAGGAAAACCUGGUUUGGAUUCUGGGUACUGUAGAGUUGCGUUGCUUUCUUUGGUUGUUGAUAUUUCCCUUUCAAUUGUUAUUUCUAACUGGGAUGUUCUACCCGCAGAUACGAGCUCCCAGUUCUAUAUGGUCCUGGAUAUGGUGAAUAUGACUGAUCAGGAGAUUGAAAUUAAAUACGCGGAAAAUAAACGGAUGAUAAUAGAAGUUUCUGAGUCUUGUAGGGUCCCAAUUCCUGUUGACCGUUGCCCUUUAUCAAAAAUUGGUCAAUUUUUCCAUAGUGAAGGGUCUAUAAAAGAGAUAGUUGACUUAAAUACAAUAUGUAGUGAACAUAUAGCCUCACUCGUUGAAAUUGAGUGGUUCAUGGGUGAGCGUUCGGGCAAAGCUUCUCUUAAUGGUAUUACCCUAUCAUCACACAUGCUAGAUAUUGUCCGGACAUCACCAAUCAAUUGGGUAGUCCUCGUGAACGGCGAGGAAGUAAGCGGCUCAGUGCCGUUUACAGCCGAUGUUGGAGAGUGUGUCCAGUUGUGCAUUGUAGCGUAUAAUUCGUUGACAAGGCCUCUAACGGAUUUAUCGCUUUCCGUCCACUUUUUCCAAGAUUAUCAAAAUGGGACUUGCAAUUUUAAACUCGAUACGAGGCUUGCGAUUGCCGGCCCUUCGCACCUUUAUUUUGAGAAGGUUGAAGAACAAGGGAGCAUCAAAAUGGAAAGCAGCGUCGUAUUUUUUAAUCCCGGUCAGUACAAAAUGAACGUACAGUGCACAUCACAGACACGCCACUCUUGGAAACUUUUACCACCACUUGAAUUCCUUAUUCAAGAGACUUAAAAGGCCCUAUUGAACAAACCCCAUUACUGGACAAUAAUAUAUGCUAAUGAGACUGAUUAUCAACAAGCAAUAUUACAGUAAGGCGGGCGAGUAAUUCAAACAACAGUGCCAUUUUUGCACUUUAAAUUUACCCCUCAUAUAUUUAUAUACAAUUAUUAUAUAUUUUAUUUAUCUCAAUAACAAAAGGCUGUAUAUUU